Messenger RNA from Naegleria fowleri, 1089 nucleotides. RefSeq lists its product as uncharacterized. The transcript has a single exon. The coding region runs from base 1 to 1089 and encodes 362 amino acids. The record is from RefSeq and is a predicted model, not a curated record. NCBI's taxonomy places the organism in Eukaryota, Heterolobosea, Eutetramitea, Acrasida, Naegleriidae.
AUGACGACCUCCUCUCCAUCCAUGAUGCUCAUUGAGGGUGAUGAACAAGACCUCUUUGAGUUGUUUGAUUCUCAUCAACAACAAUCACAAGAACAACAACUAGGUCAAUUUUGUUCUUCAUUCGAUCAUUCACUUCUCACGACGACCACUGAUAGGUUAGAUCAUAAAGAAUAUCAUGAUCACUCGACAUCUCCAUUAUGGAAUGAGAACACUCCAAGCAAUCACAUGACAUGGAGCUGCUCUGAGACAACUUGCACUGGAGCUGGAAAGAUUGCAAAUAAUGCCACCACAAUAACUGGCAAUCAUGAUUCCAAUGCUUGCUCUUGUCAUGAAGGAUCACUCAUGUUGAAAUUAGAUGUGAAUGAUUUCAUGACUUGCUAUUUACUCAUGAAGAGUAGUCCAGAUUGUUCAACCUCACCGAUGAACAUGAUUCCAGAAUUCUUCAUCCAAAAGGUUCAAAAUUCAUCAGCCACCACCACAGCCAUGAGCUUUCCAACCGUAAUGGACGAUCGAACGGUGCAGUUGAAUGGUGAUGAAUCAUCAUCCUUCUUCUUCUUUCACCAAAAUUUACAACUCAUAACACAGAAUGAAACAAAUCACCUCGAUCUCUUCUCUCCUCCAUGGAUCCAUCUUCCUAUCCAACAUGCUUCAACACCGGUGAACAUGGUUUCAAAGAACUCCUCUUCAAGAGGACAACCAAACGUUGAGAACACCACCACCACUUUCACCAAACCUCCAAAACUAUGCUCCUCAACAUCAACCAGAAACCCAAACCACAACCCCAAUCGACCACAACAACAACAACCCUCAUCGACCACUCAUGGCCACAACUCUUCGAGUUUCAAGACUCCUCCAAAACCUGAAUCCAUGCAAUUUACAUUUCCUUCGUGGACCUUUCAUCUUCUCAACACUGCCGCCAGUCCAGAUGAAUCUAAUUCUUCUAAAAGAAAAGCAAAGCCUUUAUCCCCUCUAGAGAGGAAUCACUCGCAUGAAGAAACAAAGUCUUCCAACAAUGGAAAAAGUACUUUGAGAGGAAAGAAGGGAAUUAAAUUUAAGGUCCAAACAUUUUCUCCAUUUCAUUCCUUGUAA